This is a messenger RNA of Vanessa tameamea, 3789 nucleotides long. It is a transcript of the gene Syti, whose product is annotated as synaptotagmin 1. NCBI's taxonomy places the organism in Eukaryota, Metazoa, Arthropoda, Insecta, Lepidoptera, Nymphalidae. Gene Ontology annotation, biological process: cellular response to calcium ion; calcium ion-regulated exocytosis of neurotransmitter; regulation of dopamine secretion. The coding region runs from base 165 to 1481 and encodes 438 amino acids. The transcript is spliced from 11 exons. The record is from RefSeq and is a predicted model, not a curated record. Gene Ontology annotation, molecular function: syntaxin binding; calcium ion binding; phosphatidylserine binding. Gene Ontology annotation, cellular component: exocytic vesicle; synaptic vesicle membrane; plasma membrane.
UCGCCUGCGCGCGCAUCUCCGCCAUCCUAGCUCCAAUACUGAGCCGAAGCUCAUUCGAACAUUAAAUUCGACAGAAAUGAAGCAAACUCGUGCUAAGUGACUGCCGAUUUAGGAAUUGAUAUUAGCAACUUGGGAGCAAUUCUCUAGGGAGUAAAUAAGACAAUAUGUCGCCGCCAUUAUCAGCACAUUUGCGAUGGCGCCGCGAGGUGGAAACCACGACCGAGAAAAUCACCGUGGUCGGCAACCUCACUGCUGGCAACAUGACCACGGGGACUCCAGUUGCGUCUUCAAUCAAUCCUGCUAUAACUUCAGAGGCAACAGCGACUGUAACCACCACUCAAGAAUCGAUUGGGGAAAAGACAGCCGAAAUAGCCCGAAAGAUGAACAUGGAAACAUGGCAACUAGUCGCCAUUCUUGUUGGAGUGGGUGUGGUGGUACUCGGAGUUUGCUUCUGCUGUAUCCGCCGGUGUUUCCGUAAGCGACGCUCCAAGGAUGGCAAGAAAGGGAUGAAAGGAGUCGACUUCAAGUCCGUCCAACUCUUAGGUUCAGCAUACAAAGAGAAGGUUCAGCCGGAUAUGGAGGAGCUGACGGAUAACGCUGAGGAACCAGACGACGGCGAUUCUAAGAAAGAGGAACAGAAGCUAGGAAAACUUCAGUACAAGCUGGAAUAUGACUUUAAUAGCAACAGUCUGUCGGUUACUGUUAUCCAAGCGGAGGAGCUACCGGCUUUAGACAUGGGUGGGACUUCAGACCCAUACGUAAAAGUAUAUCUUUUACCGGAUAAGAAGAAGAAAUUUGAAACCAAAGUUCAUCGAAAAACCCUCAACCCUGUUUUCAACGAAACCUUUGUUUUUAAGAACGUGCCAUACGCUGAUGCAAUGAACAAAACCCUAGUAUUCGCGAUCUUCGACUUCGAUCGGUUCUCCAAGCACGACCAGAUUGGUGAAGUGAAGGUACCCCUGUGUCAGGUCGAUCUUGCGCAAACCAUUGAAGAAUGGCGUGAACUACAGAGCGUCGAGGGCGAAGGUGGACAGGACAACAAGCUGGGUGACAUAUGUUUCUCUUUGCGUUAUGUCCCAACUGCUGGAAAACUUACCGUGGUAAUUUUGGAGGCAAAGAACUUAAAGAAAAUGGACGUCGGUGGCCUGUCAGAUCCGUACGUAAAGAUUGCACUCAUGCAAAAUGGCAAACGUCUCAAGAAGAAGAAGACGAGCAUCAAGAAAUGUACACUGAAUCCAUAUUACAACGAGUCAUUUACUUUUGAAGUACCAUUCGAACAAAUACAGAAGGUGAAUCUAGUGGUAACCGUUGUGGACUAUGACCGCAUCGGAACGUCGGAGCCAAUUGGCAAGGUGGUUCUUGGAUACAACGCGUCGGGUACUGAACUGCGUCAUUGGUCGGAUAUGCUCGCUAGUCCGAGGCGCCCCAUCGCUCAAUGGCACACUCUCAAAGAUCCCGAAGAUGGUGAGAAGAAGGAUUAAAGAGGAUUAAGCGAUCUUAGAAGUCAGAUGUUAUUAUUUCAGAAGAUCAUCGAAACGAGAAAUAGAAGAACGAGGACGAAAAACAAACGCCUUAUUCAAUAUCUUAUUGGAAUUCAUAAUAAUUCGUCUCUCAAUAUUAGUGUUCUCCUAAGAUAAAUGAAAACGGUGUAAUGUUCAUUAUAAUAUCACAAUCUAUAUUUAUUUAUUGUACACCGCCGUUAACGUCCCUUUUAUUAGAACUAUUAAAUUAAAUUUUAUUUAUAUCGAAUAUUUAUAUUUUUAUUGAGAUAAUUGAAUCGGCUGUGUACAUAUUUUUUAUUUUAUCGAAUUAUUUAUUUAAUAUUAUAUCACUGUAACGAUUGAUUUUGUAAAGAAAUAAUUUCAUAUUUUAAUUGUUAAAUAAUAAAAAUUAACUACAUAUUUCAAACACUUAUCUAUUAUAAUUGUGUCGAAGCUAUGUAAAUAAGUUGAAUCCUGUUAAAUUUAUUACAUUCUAUUUUACUACCAAGUAAGUGUUAUUGAGUCGAUACAUUUUAAGUAUUAGGUUCCUCUGAAGAAGGACAGACAUUUUAUUGUCAUAAUACAGACACACCUUAUUGCUUAUUUAUUUUCAACGUAGACGGUUUAUUCUUCCCUUCUUUGGAGGAACAAUUGGCCUAUUUAGAUGUCUUAUCCCUCGUAUUACUUUAUUCCAUGACAAUCUAAAUGUAAAGAAUAUGUCUUUUCUUACCUGUAACGUUGUAGAAAUAAAUUAUCGUCUGCCAUAGCUUUUCCUUCCAAUUAUAAAUUUGAAGUGCAAUCAUGGAUGCACUGAAUACUUUAAUUUAAUGUGACUUUCCCAUACCAAUUAGGUAUAUCUCGAGACUAGUUUUCUCUGUUUAAAUGUUUAACUUAGUGUAGAAAAAUAUUUAUGAAAAAUAAUACCUAAGUAAUUAUUGUAAUAUACACAAUAGUAAUAAUGAGCUAUAUAACACGAUAUUCGUAGAGUUUGUAUAUCUUGUUGCAUACGAUUACUCCAACGUUUUUCAAACAAAAAAAUCUAUGAUUCAACUUAUGAAACUAGAACAUAGUAUCCUGAAUAAGAAAUUAAUUAUAAAUAAUAAUUAUAUUUUUUCUUAAAUAUAAAAAAAUCUAUUUAACCUGGAUACAUAACCUGUCAUUGUGUAUAAGCUUUCUGCUAUAUACUUAAUGGUUAUUCUCAAUACUUUUAUUUGAAUAUAAAACUAAAUUUAUAUAACUAGAAAAUAAUGGAUCCUCUCAUUUCGGUGUGAAAUAUAUACUUCUAUACCUACUUAGCUAAAGCUUGACUGUUGUUGAUCUCAAACGUGUAUGUUAUGAUGUAUAUAAUGUAAUCACAUGUUAAAUUUCACGAUCACAUCUAGGAGUAGGAAAUAUGAAGUGGGGCUUCAAGUAUAUAAAACUGCACCAACACAAAACAUGUAGACUUGUGAUUUAAAUACUGUAUUUAUCAAUAAAUAUAGUAAUGUUAAUGUACUUAUAGAUUGUACUUAUUAUAGCACUUUGCAACAGAUUCAUUGCAAGCCACUCCUAUUACUUAUUUGCCUGUUAUUUUAUCAGCAAAGCUUAAUUAAUUGGAUGAAAUACUAUGCUGCUUUGCAUCUGUUGAAGCCUUUAAUCAUAAAAAUAACUCAAAUGUUGCUCGACAUAACUGUUCGAACAAGCAGUAAAAUAUUGACAAUAUAGAAAAAAUAUUGAGGCGAUAGUUAUAUUAAUAUUAUUAUUUUAAUAGAAAAAUUCUGGAUGAAUAUUAAGUUUCUCUGAUGAGAAAAAUUAUUUGUAUUCUAACUGAGAUAAAUUUAUAUUCUAUUAUGAAAUUUGUGACAAGUGACAAAAUCAUACAAAAUUAUAUUUAAUAAAAAAUACAAAUGAAGAUAUAUUCUUCUAUCUCAACAAAAAAAAAUUGCAUGUGACAUUUUCUUUGCCUUCGAGGACAUUAAAAAAAAAACAGUUAUUAAAGUAUUUUGACAAAAAUGUUGUAUUUGUGAUAAUCAGUAUUUUUAUCUUAACAAAAUUAAAUAUAAAGUGAUUAUCAACCAGAAAAAGUGAUGAUUUCUCAUAUAACUGAAUUCAUAAUGUCAAGAAUCAUAUGUACAUAAUGAUAAAAUCAUGAAACUCAUCAACAAAACUAUCAUAUCACUCGCCAGUUAAAUAAAACAAAUGUCUUAUAAUAUUGUUAUGAUUUAUUUAAAGUUAGACAUCUUUUAGUAUACUGUUAUUAUUUAAUCUAGUUUAAAAUGAUAAUGUACUGUGAAUUAUAAAAAAAUCUAUAAUACAAAAAUACAUAGAU